This is a messenger RNA of Gossypium raimondii (Peruvian cotton), 1277 nucleotides long. RefSeq names its product phenylacetaldehyde reductase. The record is from RefSeq and is a predicted model, not a curated record. Gene Ontology annotation, molecular function: oxidoreductase activity, acting on the CH-OH group of donors, NAD or NADP as acceptor. The transcript has 6 exons. NCBI's taxonomy places the organism in Eukaryota, Viridiplantae, Streptophyta, Magnoliopsida, Malvales, Malvaceae. Bases 71 to 1048 code for a protein of 325 amino acids.
CGGCUUAUCUCCAACAUAACUAACGGCUCAUUCAGAUCCUAGCUAACGCCGACGCAACUACUGAUUAGAGAUGAAUACAGCAGAGAAGGUGGUGUGUGUAACCGGAGCCUCUGGUUACGUAGCUUCAUGGCUCGUUAAGCUUUUACUACAACGCGGCUACACUGUUAAAGCCACUGUUCGUGACCCAAGUGAUCCAAAAAAGACACAGCACUUGCUUGCCCUUGAUGGGGCUAAGGAAAGGCUUCAUUUGUUGAAGGCAGAGUUGUUGGAGGAAGGAUGCUUUGACUCUAUAGUGGAUGGAUGCCAUGGUGUUUUCCAUACAGCCUCCCCUGUCAUCUUUUCAGCUACAGACCCACAGGCAGAACUAAUUGAUCCAGCAAUCAAGGGUACACUGAAUGUUCUUAAAUCAUGUGCCAAAGUUCCUUCCAUCAAGAGAGUUGUCAUAACAGCUUCUAUCGUCUCAGUCGUAUACAACGGAAAACCUUUGACUUCUGAUGUGGUGGUCGAUGAGACUUGGUUUUCAGAUUCACGUUUUUGUGAGAAAAAUAAGCUUUGGUAUAUGGCCUCAAAAACUUUAGCAGAGGAAGCUGCUUGGAGGUUUGCAGAAGAGAAGAAGAUGGACUUGGUUGUACUUAAUCCAGGAUUUGUGGUUGGUCCUCUUUUACAGCCAUCUCUAAAUUACACUUCAGAGGUGGUUCUAGCCCACACAAGAGGAGAAAACAUUUUUCCUAGUUCAAUCUAUUGGCUUGUUGAUGUUCAAGAUGUUGCAUAUGCACAUAUUCAAGCAUUUGAGAUUCCUUCAGCUACUGGCAGAUAUUGCUUAGUGGAAAGAGUUGUAGAGUUUCCGGAGAUUCUGAAGACCUUGAAUGAGCUUUAUCCUACUUUGGGCCUCGAAAGAAAAUGUGAAGAACUUCACAAGCCUCUUAAGCGUACAUACCAGGUGUCCCAGGAGAAAGCAAAAAGUUUGGGUCUCAGCUUCACUACUUGGGAGAGGAGUCUCCGGGAAACUGUUGAAAGCUUGAAGGAGAAAGGAUUCUUAAGCAUUUGAAUUAAUUGUUACUUCAUUUUAAUGCUCCAUGAACAUGUUAUUUCUAGUUUAUGUUUGCGAUCGUUCGCUGCUGCCGUUUGUUGAAUAAUUAGCGUCUUGAGGACUUGGUUUUAAGCAUUUGUGUCUUGGGUUCCGUUUUCUUAUCAGCUUAAACCAACUUAUAUGACGUAAAGAAUUUGGCCAUUAUAUAUGGUUGAUAAUGUCAGGUUUGCUGAUUUCUAAAAGUGAA